Molecule: messenger RNA, 1402 nt
Organism: Mauremys reevesii (Reeves's turtle)
Lineage: Eukaryota; Metazoa; Chordata; Testudines; Geoemydidae
Product: nectin-3-like
Exons: 7
Coding region: 98-1402 (434 amino acids)
Biological process (GO): heterophilic cell-cell adhesion; symbiont entry into host cell; homophilic cell-cell adhesion
Cellular component (GO): adherens junction; apical junction complex
Source: RefSeq, a predicted model, not a curated record
GCUUGCUGGCAGACUUGUCUGAGGCUCUGACAGAGGCGAAGCACAGGGACUACCCAGAAGAACACAGGCAAAUCAGAAUCACUCCUCUCCUGCAGCAAUGGGUUGGCUGGAGGCAUCAAACUGGCAGCUUCACGUUUCCUUGAUCGUGCUACUCUCCAUACACAUGAAAGGUGCCUUGUUUGAACCAGUUGUUGAUCCACAUGUAACAGCAGUUUGGGGGAAGAAUGUCACCCUGAAAUGCAUAAUUGAAAUAAAUGGAACAAUAACACAAAUCUCAUGGGAGAAGAUGCAUGGUAAAAGUAAACACACCAUUGCUGUUCAUCAUCCUAAAUAUGGGUUUACUGCUCGAGGAGACUACCAAGGAAGAGUGUCACUUAAGAACUACUCACUUACUGAUGCAACUAUCACCCUAAACAAUAUAAGCUUCUCUGAUUCAGGAGAAUAUGUAUGCAAAGCAGUUACAUUCCCACUAGGAAAUGCUCAGUCAUCAACAACUGUAACUGUAUUGGUUGAACCCAUUGUGAGCCUAACAAAGGGACCAAACUCUUUAAUAGAUGGUGAAAAUCAGACUGUAGCAGCCAUUUGUACAGCAGCCACUGGAAAACCUGCUGCAGAUAUUGAUUGGGAAGGUGGUCUUGGAGAAGUGGAAUCCAGUUCUACUUUAUUUCCAAAUGAAACCGUGACAGUUGUCAGUCAGUACAAACUCAUACCCACCAAAUUUUCCAGAGGAAGACUCAUAACUUGUGUUGUGAAGCAUCCGACUUUGGAAAAGGAGAUGAGAUAUCCUUACACAUUGGACAUACUAUAUGCCCCUGAAGUUUCAGUAACUGGGUAUGAUGGAAACUGGUUCAUUGGAAGAGAGCAUGUUCAGCUCCAGUGUAAUGCUGACGCAAAUCCACCGCCCACGGAAUUUACAUGGACCAGGUUGGAUGGGCAAUGGCCUGAAGGUUUAAUGUCUUCAAAUAAUACUCUGCAUUUCAACAGUCAGUUGACUUACAAUUAUACUGGGACUUACGUCUGUAAGGUGACCAAUUCCCUUGGACAAAGAAGUGAUCAACAGACGAUCUACAUUUUAGAAUAUCCGGGGAAUGAGACUGCUGUUUUAGAGGAAUUGGUGUUUGGAAGUGGAGAUACCCUUGAACUUUCCUGUAACACCCAGGGCUCUUCCAUGUCAGUUUUCUGGUUCAAAGAUGGCAUUGGGAUUGCACCUACCAACAGAACUCAUAUUGGACAAAAGUUGUUGAAGAUCAUUAAUGUGUCAUCUGACGACUCUGGGCUGUACAGUUGCAAGCCACGGCAUUCCAGUGAGGUUCUGGGUAACUUUACAGUUAGAGUAACAGGGUUCUUCAUAACAUUUCUCUUGGGCAUCCUCAUUUCCUCACACCAGUUGGUCUCCACUUGA